AUUCGGGUUCUGCAACAAUCUCCUUCUGGUUUUAUUUAUUUAUUUCGGAAAAGCCAGCAAGAAAAAUUGAUUGAUGCUGGUAGCAGGCUAUGGAGAUGCACUGACCAGAAGCAUUUUCAUAUAAAAGUAUAACCAUUCAUACUCACGAGCUCUGGUUAUGCUGUAGAGAUCAGUCAGGGAGGUUUCUGUGGCUAUUGUGAUUCAAGCAGGUCGUUUUUCAGUCAAGGGCAGGAAUUUAUUUUGAAUUUCUGUAGAUGAAUACAUAAAACUUAAGUAGUAGAAGCGGAAAAAAAACCAACAUUAGCUGCCCAAUUAUAGGUAAGAAGGUGACCUUCAAAAGAGCCACUGGAUGGAACAGUCUGGACAAGUGACCGUUGAAGCUAGGAUGCUUGAUUCAAAAGCAUCUCAUCUCCAGAAAGAAGAAAUGGCUGAGUUACUCUCUCUCCUUCCGCCUCUUGAGGGAAAACAUGUUGUGGAGAUAGGGAAAGGGAUUGGGCAUUUCGCAGAUAAAUUAGCCAAGCAGGCUGCUCAAGUUCUUGCUAUUGAUUUUACUGAGAGCAAGAUCCCUAAGAAUGAGUUCCUCAAUGGGCACUUCAACAAUGUCACGUUCAUGUGUGCUGAUGUUACUUCUCCUAACCUGGAUAUUUCACCAGGUUCUGUGGACUUGAUUUUCUUAAAUUGCCUACUAGCACAUCUCUCAGAUAAAGAGGUUGAGAAUCUGCCUGAAAGGAUGGUUAAAUGGUUGAAAGUUGGUGGUUUUCUCUUCCUAAGAGAGUCUUCUUUUCAUCAAUCGGGUGAUUUUCAAAGCAAAAACAACCCCACACGCUAUCGUGAACCAAGAUUUUAUACAAAGGUAUUUAAGGAAUGCUGUACGUGUGAUGAUUUUGGGAACUCCUUUGAACUGUCGCUUGUGACCUUCAAAUGCGUUGGGCCUCAUAUCUAUUGGCUAUGGAAAAAUGUUAAUUCACAGGAUGACAAGGGAUUUCAACGUUUCCUGGAUAAUGUGCAGUACAAGUGCAGGGGCAUCUUACGAUAUGAGCGCAUCUUUGGUGAAGGUUUUGUAAGCACUGGGGGACUUGAAACAACAAAGGAAUUUGUGGCUAAGUUGGAGCUUAAGCCCGGCCAGAAAGUCCUGGACGUAGGUUGUGGCAUUGGCGGAGGUGACUUCUACAUGGCUGAGGACUUUAAUGUUGAAGUUGUUGGCAUUGAUCUGUCAAUAAACAUGAUUUCCAUUGCCCUUGAUCGUGCCAUUGGACGCAAUUGCUUGGUUGAAUUUGAGGUUGCAGAUUGCACCAAGAAAACAUAUCCUGAUAGUACAUUUGAUGUGAUCUACAGUCGUGACACUAUUCUUCACAUACAAGACAAACCUGCAUUAUUUAGAUCUUUCUUCAAGUGGUUGAAGCCUGGAGGAAAAGUUCUAAUUAGUGAUUACUGCAAAAGAUCAGGACUUCCUUCACCUGAAUUUGAAGCAUAUAUUGGACAGAGAGGAUAUGAUUUGCAUGAUGUAGAGGCAUAUGGACAGAUGCUUAAAGAUGCUGGUUUUGAUGAGGUCAUUGCAGAGGACCGAACAGAUCAGUUCAUCAAAGUAUUGCAAAAGGAAAUGGAUUCUAUUGAGAAGGAAAAAGACAAAUUUAUUAGCGACUUUUCUGAAGAGGACUACAAAGAUAUAGUUGGUGGAUGGAAAUCAAAGCUGGUAAGGAGCUCGAUGGGUGAGCAGAGGUGGGGAUUGUUCAUUGCCAAGAAAAAAUUGAGCUAAUGAGAAAAGUUCCUCCCCAUGAAAAAGACUAUUUGUGGUCAAGUCUGGUAUUUCUAGUGCAAGCAAGUCAUUUAGCUUGGCUGAGUUUCAUGUCUGCUGGCCUUUAGUGUUGCCAUUCUAUAAUUAUCUCGAGUAGAAUAAAGUGGCAAAUCAGUUUACUGGUUUAUUUGUAGUGUAUGGCUCCAUGUUCUCCUUUCUCAAACCUGUGUAUUGACACUCACCAGUGCUGUCUGGUUAUCUUGGUCCUAUCAUCUAGUAAAAAUGAUGAAAACUGCUUCGGCCAUCCGUUCCAUUAAGAUUAUAUAUUAAGUUGUUUUAAA
This is a messenger RNA of Vitis riparia (riverbank grape), 2076 nucleotides long. RefSeq names its product phosphoethanolamine N-methyltransferase-like. Gene Ontology annotation, molecular function: phosphoethanolamine N-methyltransferase activity. The transcript is spliced from 12 exons. The coding region runs from base 350 to 1756 and encodes 468 amino acids. The record is from RefSeq and is a predicted model, not a curated record. Gene Ontology annotation, biological process: phosphatidylcholine biosynthetic process. Lineage: Eukaryota; Viridiplantae; Streptophyta; Magnoliopsida; Vitales; Vitaceae.